ACCAGAGUGCCAGUGUGAAGCCUUGCUGAUUCUUAUUGUUAUGAUGUGGUUGCUGGUGCUGUUGGUGUGUUUUCUGGUUUGGGCUCUCGGUACUUACUGGUUCCUGUUUGGCAAACCGAGCCCUUUCUCAGUGGAGUCAGUUCGACCCCCAGGUCCAUUAGAGCUGAACCAGAAAACGAGAGAUAAAAUUCUGAAGCAAGGUUUCAGAAAAGACAAUGUUCCAGAGAAUCUGGAUGCCAUCGUGAUUGGCAGUGGCAUCGGUGGCAUUACGACGGCCGCUAUUCUGGCCAAACUGGGAAAGCGAGUGCUCGUGCUGGAGCAGCAUGACCAGGCUGGAGGCUGCUGUCACACUUACAUUGAGAAAGGGUUCGCGUUUGAAGCAGGACUGCAUUACAUUGGCCAGCUACAUGAGAACAGUCUGCUUAAGGUCAUCAUGGAUCAGCUCACAGAAGGACAACUGCAGUUUGUGGAACUGGACAAGCACAUUGACACUGUAGUGAUCGGCAGCAAAGAGAAAUGCAGGGCGUACACCAUCUAUAGCGGCAGAACUGAGAUGGAGGAGCAUUUGAAGGAGCAGUUCCCUGAUGAUACCAAAGCUAUAGAGGAGUUCUUCAAGAUCAUGAAGAUCUCAGCCAGACACACACAAUAUUUAGCUGCGAUGAAGCUCAUUCCUGAGUGGGUGGCAUUGUUCCUGCUCAGGAGUGGCAUUGCCAACCUGUUCUCCUCCAUCUUUCGCCUCGUAGGCACGGACGCCACUACAUUUGCUGACAGUCUGACCUCCAACAAAGAUCUCCAAAUAAUCUUCUACUACCUUUUUUAUGGUGUUCCACCAAAAGAAUCCAGCUGUAUCAUUAAUGCUUUGCUGUUGCACCACUACAAGCGUGGAGCGUACUUUCCAAAAGGUGGCGCCAGUGAAAUCCCAUUGCACAUCACUAAGGUCAUCCAGAAAUAUGGUGGACGUGUCUUGGUCCGUGCUAACGUAAACCGCAUCCUGGUCGACGAUAAAGGAGCUGCAUAUGGUGUCACUGUAAAAAAAGACCAAGAGGAAGUGGAAUUGCGAGCUCCUGUUAUCAUCUCCAGCUGUGGAAUUUUUAACACCUUCCAGAAACUUCUUCCAUCGCAUAUCCAAACCAAACCAGAGAUACAGAAGAGGCUAAAUAUGAUGAGACCUGGACGAGGAUGUGUUUUAGUCUUCUCGGGUUUUGAUGCCACGCAGGAGGAACUGGGCAUCAAAUCGCACAAUAUGUGGUGCUUUAAGAAUAACAAUAUGGAUGCCAUGAUGGAUGAGUACUUCAGUAUGGGAAAGGAUGAAGCACCAGAGAACAUUCCCUUCAUGUAUUUUACGUUUCCCUCUGCCAAAGAUCCCACUUUUGAGAGCCGUCACCCAGGGAAAUCCUGCAUGAUCAUCCUGACAAUGGCUAAUUAUGAAUGGUUUGAAGAGUGGAAGGACGCUCCAGUGAGAAAAAGAGGCGAUGAUUAUGUAGAGUACAAGAUGAGAUUUGCCAACAAGCUCUUCAACUGGGCCUGCAUCCACUAUCCUAAACUGAGAGAAAAGCUGGUAUUUCAAGAGGUCUCCACACCAUUGUCUAACUCACACUAUCUUGGUUCUUACCGUGGAGCCACAUACUCAGCUGAGCACAACUUGGAGCGCUUCCAAGCGGAGGCCAUCGUCAGAAAUCGUUGUAAUACCCCUGUCAAAAACCUCUUCAUUUCAGGCCAGGAUGUGUUUAGCUGUGGUAUUGCAGGUGCGUUACACGGUGGCAUACUCUGUGCCUCGGCGGUGCUCAAACAAAUCGUGCAUUUCGACCUCAUGAUGCUAAAGAAGAAGCUGAAAACCAAGAAGGCGAGAGAGACUGCUGAUCAUGCCAAAAAGGUGCUGUGAAUUAGAAAAGCCUCCUGUAAAAGACGGGAAAUGGGAUGACCUGCACAAAUGAAUCAGGGUUUCACAUUUAUUGCCACUGGUUUGGGAAAAUAGUAUAUUAUGCGCAUGGCAAAACUGUGUGAUAAAUUCUAAUCAAUAUUACACCAGUGAAAAAAAUGCUUGAAUGAAUGAAUGGAUUUUAAUGCUCUGUUAUUUUGGUCCUACUGUAAAUCAUUUCGGUACGGAUGUACUGUACACUUUGCAGUAAUUAUUAUCCGUGACUUCUGGUAACUUCAGGUCAGAAGUGCAAAACGUACAUUCCAAUGUACAUCAAUAUGUACGGUUUUAUUUUCUUAUCUUUUUUAUUACAGCAUGCAGUUACAUACUUUCAUUGAUCUCAUACUUGUAAUAUUGUGAUGACAAAAAGAUGCAAUAAAGAAAAAACACUUGACCUUUUAAAAGGA
This is a messenger RNA of Clarias gariepinus (North African catfish), 2325 nucleotides long. RefSeq names its product inactive all-trans-retinol 13,14-reductase. NCBI's taxonomy places the organism in Eukaryota, Metazoa, Chordata, Actinopteri, Siluriformes, Clariidae. The coding region runs from base 41 to 1882 and encodes 613 amino acids. The record is from RefSeq and is a predicted model, not a curated record. The transcript has 12 exons. Gene Ontology annotation, molecular function: oxidoreductase activity.